Molecule: messenger RNA, 1152 nt
Organism: Coniosporium apollinis CBS 100218
Lineage: Eukaryota; Fungi; Ascomycota; Dothideomycetes
Exons: 3
Coding region: 1-1152 (383 amino acids)
Source: RefSeq, a predicted model, not a curated record
AUGGACAACAAUGACCGUCGGCAAAGGCAAAACAACCCGCCGAGCUACAGCGGGCAACCAGGACUCAUACAGACAUCUGCUCAGUACACUUCAGCGAACGCAUCCGAUCGCUUCAGGCAGACGCCCUUGGCAGCGCAGUCGCCAACAUCAGCGCCCUCAGCAGGCCGCGCUGGAACCGCGCAAGCAUACGGAUAUGGGUUUGGCGAAGGGGCGCCGUACGUGGGACCGUCGUUGCAAACCGGUGUGUUGCAAUAUCAGACGGAAUUUGGACAGGAACAGCAACGCGCACAACAACAGUAUCCGCAAUACGGAUCAAGUAUCCUCUACAGUGUUCCUCCACAGCAGCAAGCGGCUCCGCAUCCGUCCUACGACUCUGUGCAACCAUAUACGCCACGGCAAUCUGCAGCAAUGGACACAUUGACGUCGAAUCAAUUUACUGUUCCACAACAAUACUACGAAGGGAUUCCGACUAGCGCACCCGCCGCUGGGUUGCCGUCUCAAAACGUGCCUUCACAUUACUAUACACAGCAGUCUCCUCCCGGGAGGGAGUCCCUUGCUCCGGUUUAUACCGGCAGUAUGACCAAUCCUGCUCAAGGAAGCUCUCAAGGAGCGUACGCGUCGCAAACCCUAGCCGCGCAGGGCAGUUCGGAGUAUGACACCGCCUAUAGCGCUUACCAGACCGAAAUCCGAAGGACGUUUGAGUAUGUUCGAGACGGACGUGUUGGAGAGGCGGGGAGGCUUUUAGUUGAUGUCUCUGACUGGUUAUUACGCAACGCUGAACAAUUGGGUUUGACUCGCGACGACGAAUCUAUGCGCGCAGAACGCCUCAAGCUCUGGGAAGAAUUUAACAACUGCUGGCUCACGGUGCUUCAGAGGCAGAAAGAGAUGACCCGAGACAUGCUUAGCUCAGGACAGCAGCCGCAUCCGCCACAAGGUCUGCUGGAGCACGAAUAUCUGGAAUUCAUGGGUAAAGCACUUGUGGAUCUCUGCGACGUGAUGGAGAAGCACGGCUUGGUCGACUACCAAAUGGGUGUCUGGGAAGAAGAGAUUGUGUCUGUUCUCACACAAUGUCUCGAUCUCCUUGAGCAACAAGCCGGUCCGAGCUCGCAUCAUGCAGUACCUGCACCAGCAUCUACGGCUCGCCGUCGGUAG